Messenger RNA from Aedes albopictus (Asian tiger mosquito), 2980 nucleotides. RefSeq lists its product as uncharacterized. Gene Ontology annotation, biological process: proteolysis. Lineage: Eukaryota; Metazoa; Arthropoda; Insecta; Diptera; Culicidae. Bases 96 to 2909 code for a protein of 937 amino acids. The transcript is spliced from 6 exons. Gene Ontology annotation, molecular function: serine-type endopeptidase activity. The record is from RefSeq and is a predicted model, not a curated record.
UUUCGCUCUCAUCAUCCAAUGUGCGACUUAGUUAGUAGUAGGUGGUCGGGUAGAAUCGGUAGAAAUUUGUCCAGCGCCCCGCAGUGUACCUGACGAUGCGCUCGUGUAAAGUGCACAACUGUGGAAGCUCUAUUAUCGCCACCGCCGCGACGGCGUUGUUGGUUUGCGGCCUAGUGGCGAUCGAUCCCGCGCUUUGCCGAUUGCAACCGGCUGAGAAUGUGUUUCCCACUGACGUGAAUAAAGCGUUGCUGCCCAACGUGCGCCAAGGAUUGAAUGAUUGUCAUCUCCGGUACCACAAAUAUGGUGACUACAACUUAAUCUAUCCGAUCUUUGGAGUUCCCGUGAGGUUGGGUGAGUUCGCUCACAUGGCAGCCGUCGGUUGGACGGGAGCGAAUGGCGUUAUUGACUUCAGCUGCGGAGGAUCGCUGAUUACAGCGCGGCACGUUAUGACCGGAGCUCACUGUGGCAGUAGAGAAGGUGUUCCUCCGGAUGUUGUCCGACUAGGAGUGAUCCACAUCAACACCACCUUAGAUGACCCCAAAAAUGAAUUUGCGCAGCAAUACAAAAUUGAGAGAUUUCAACGACAUCCGGAGCAUAAGUUCUCCUCCUACUACUUCGACAUUGCCAUCAUAACUCUGGAGCGACCGGUUACCAUAAACGACGUGGUAACCCCCGCCUGUCUCUGGAACCAACCGGAAGUAGACUUUCCGCGGCUUGAAGCUGUCGGAUUCGGCCAAACUUCCUACGCUGGCGACAAAACGCCCAUUCUACUCAAAGUGCAACUGUCACCCAUAUCGAACGAAGAGUGCGCCAAUUUCCACAACUCCAACAACAUCCGGAAGCUCCGUAACGGGAUUAUAGAAACGCAGGUCUGUGCCCGGGACAGCAAAAUGGAUACCUGUCUUGGUGACUCCGGUGGCCCUCUGCAGAUCAAACUGAUGUCCAAUCAUCGAUCAACCCCCUACGUCGUGGGAAUUACCUCGUUCGGAGUAUUCUGCGGAACGGCAGCACCCUCAGUCUACACCAGAGUAUCCUCCUACAUCUCGUGGAUCGAAACGGAAACCGGGGAAUCCUUCGCGCCGGAAACUUGCGCCUCGCGAUACAUUCAGAUGCGAGAGGCAGACGAGUCGAUGGUUACCAACCGGGUAGGCGAUCACGUGUUCAUCGAACCGGAAAAGAGCUACAUGGACAUUGAAAUAAUGGCCAAACACCGAGUGUACCUAGGGUAUAACCGGGGAUCGAACCGAAUCCAGUGGAACUGCGGUGGAGUCCUGAUCAACGAGGAUUACGUGCUGACGGUGGCGCACUGUGACAAGUUUGUGUUCAAUUCUACGCCGACCCACGUCAAAGUGGGAGAUUUGGACAUUCAUAAGGAUCAACCGGGGGCGCAAAUCAUACGGAUAGCACAGUUCAUCAAACAUCCCAACUAUCGGGAGGGAUACCUGGAGAACGACAUUGCACUGGUCAAACUGGCUACCGAUGUGAGAUUCGGCCCUGAGGCGAUACCGGCCUGCAUAGUCGACAAUGGACUCACGAUGCCCAUGUAUGAAAUGGCCGGCCUAGGACCCUAUAACCUGAAUAAUUUCCUGCGCGACAACGAACCCAUCUCCAACAACAACACCCUGGUACUGACCCGAAUGCGAGUGGAUCCAACGGCGUGCAAGGGAAUCAACAGUCCCAAUGUGAUGUGCGGUCAAAAUAGCAAAUUUCUGGUGCCGCAGACGUGUCGAGUCGAACACGGAGGUCCGCUGGAGCGUGAAACGUGGCACUACGACCGCUACUACACGUACGUGUUCGGACUGACGGCUGCCGGACAGGACUGCGGUUUCGGCAAAGAGGCGUACUUUGUGCGGACAUCGGCACACAUCAAAUGGAUCGAAUCGAUUGUGCUGGGCAAGGGGCAAAACCAGGUGCAAGGUCGUCGCGUUCAACGGCAAAUUGUGUUUCCAUCAGACGAUGACGAUUACGGACCGACCUAUGCGUACAACACGAUCGGGAUGCCGUGUACGACGCCUCAAAACGUAGCAGGUGUUUGUCAGUACUACCGAAGCUGUCCCAAUGUUAACAUGUCUGCUCUUUCUUUGGUGAAAUUUUGCCGCCACGGGACAGAUCCGGUCGUUUGCUGCGGGAAAUCGCCCAAUGAGGAAAAAUACAGCAUGAAGAAGUGCGUCAGCUACUGGAAACAGUACAAACGACACGAGGAGGAAGAGUACGAGAGCAUCCCGUCGGAAGGACGACCAGUACAGGACAAGGAAUAUCCGCAUGUGGCGUUGAUCGGCACCCAGCAGUAUGGCCGAUACGUCUGGAGUUGUACCGGAGCGUUGAUCAGCGAUAGAUACGUGCUGACCAGUGCCGAAUGCGUCAAAUCGGGAACGCAUAAUACUGUACGGUUGGGAGCGGUCCGUCAAGAUAAAGGAACUCAAGAUAUUGGGAUUGAGCGAGUUAUAGCGUACCCGAACUACAACGUGGCGAGGUCGACUGGAAACUUGGCACUGGUUCGAUUGUCCGCAAAGGCAGUCUUCAGCGAUCGUGUGCUACCAGCUUGCAUAUGGCCAAACCACUCGACCGUUCCCCUCAAGAUGUAUACCCUUGGAGUUGACAAUGAUCAAGUGAUGGUUCGUCCACGCAUGGCCCGAUACAACCAGGACUGCCGGAAAUUCUUCAAGAUGGCCAAUCUGGUCGAUGAAGAACAGUUCUGUGCGGAGAAUUACUACUUCACAGACAACUCGUGCCAGGAUAGAAGCGGCGAUCCUUUGGAAGGCAUCAUUCUAACCGGUUCCAUCAAAAUCUCCAUUAUCGUGGGGACAAGCUCGUACAACGUGGGCUGCCCGGGAAAAUCCGACACAGCCACCGUCUAUGCACGGCUUUCCGCGUACAAAAGUUGGAUAUUUUCCGUUGUGGAAGCAUAGAUUAUAGUGUAUUAUACUCAUCUCCUCUACGAUUAAGAAAUGCGUACUCUUUCGAGUGAAAGAACCUGUAA